This is a messenger RNA of Diaporthe citri, 1050 nucleotides long. RefSeq lists its product as uncharacterized. The record is from RefSeq and is a predicted model, not a curated record. Bases 1 to 1050 code for a protein of 349 amino acids. NCBI's taxonomy places the organism in Eukaryota, Fungi, Ascomycota, Sordariomycetes, Diaporthales, Diaporthaceae. The transcript is spliced from 2 exons. Gene Ontology annotation, molecular function: dioxygenase activity.
AUGGCGUCGCAGAAGCUCUUCCAGGCCAUUCCGGCCUUUCCGGACGACAUACCCACAGCAUCCAUGAACACCAUCUCACUGGCAAAACUGAAUUCCGGCGACGAAGCGGCCGCAAGAAGUCUCCUGACCGCUUGUCAAGAGCUAGGCUUCUUCCUGCUUGACCUGAACGGCGACACCCAGGGAAACGAGUUGGUUGAGAUUAUUGACCAGCUCUUCUUGGCGGGCAAAGAUAUCAUGGACCUCCCACUAGCUGAAAAAGAACAAUACCUGCAUGAUGCCCCCCGAAGCUUCCUUGGGUACAAACCACUCGGCGGUGCCAAAACCGAGACCGACAAACCAGACCGAUUCGAGUGGUUCAACAUCGGACAGGACGGCCUCAUGGGUACUUCAGCCCUGCAGCCGCUCCCGCCCAUCAUACACUCGCAACUGGAGCUCUUCACCUCGUUCAUGAAGCACGGCCAGAGCAUCGUCGCCACAGUCAACACCGCCAUCGCAACCCAGCUCGGCCUGCCACCCGACACCUUUACCUCCCUGCAGGACCCCACCAAGCCGUCCGGCACCGUCGUCCGCUUCAUAAAGGCGCCCGCCAGCCCGGCCGAGGAGGACCUCCGCACCAGCAUGGGGCAUCACACCGACUUUGGGAGCAUCACCCUGCUUGCGAACCUGCUCGGCGGCCUGCAGAUCCUGGCCCCGGGAAAGUCCCCCGCGGAUGAGUCCGCCUGGCUGUGGGUGCGGCCGCGCCCGGGCUGUCUGGUAGUCAACCUGGGCGACGCUAUGGUCCAGUGGACGGGCGGGCUGUUGCGCAGCAACGUUCAUCGCAUCAGAUAUGCACCCGGUGCCCAGCGUUUCCAUGAUCGGCUCAGUCUGGCUCUUCUGGUCAGGCCAGAGCGUAAUGCAAGCAUGAGGAGGUUGAUCAGCGGGGAAGGAGAGGAGGAUGAGGGCAGCCAAUACACUGCCUGGGAGUGGGAGGUCAAGAAGACUAUGUCAUAUGUCAUGGGUAAUGCUGUCAUGCAAAGCAAGGGAGGAAAGCCACUGGUGAUGGAGGCUUAG